CGAUAAAGAAAACCUCAAGAAUACAAUAUUACAGAAAGAGACAUCACAAACAAGUUUAACCAGACAAUCCUCAAACUUUUCAAAUUCAUUGAAGGAAAAUGUAUGUUUAUCAUCACCCAAAUUCAAGUCAUAUUCUCCUAGCACAGACAGAAAUUCAAUUCCAAAGUUCAAGCCCCUGCCACUGACAUUAGCAAAUUCCUUCAGUCCUAAAUACCUUCUCCACGAGUCUGAGAAUGAAAUCACUUAUUUACCUAACUAUCAGCCAGCCAACAAAGUGAAAGCUCCUUUAACACCGAGACAAUUUCAGCAAAAGCAUGUUUCAAGGGGGGAACACCGGUCUUGUAAAGCCCCUGGUGUAAGUAGAUAUUUUGUCAAUAUAAACUGUUUUAUUCUAUUAAUUAUUAUUAUUUGUGAACUUAAAAUAAUUUCAUUUUUGGCUGUACUAGGUAAGAUAUUUUUAAAAAUUAUUUUGUAUGUUAUUUUUAAGCAAUAUUUGUAACAUAGGCCUACUGAUGGUCAUUGUUUUAAAAAUUGAUAUGACAAAGAUAAUCUAAAGAAUAAUAUAAAUUCAGAGCAGAACUCUUUCUCAUUUUUUUUUCUCCUCUUUUGUUUAUCUCCCUUAGAUAUAUAAUGUCUUUUUCAUUCAUUUUAUUUCUUUUCCAGACUCCAGUGAUGCCAAGAACACUUCUGCAAAUGGCCCAAAAUAACAAUGCCCUGGAAACAUCCAUUUAGGACAGACUUCAAUUCAUUUUUUAUUGGAUACAAGAAACUGCAGACCUGGUAUUGGUGUUGGGAAAUUUAAU
Lymnaea stagnalis (great pond snail) is the source of this 803-nucleotide messenger RNA. NCBI's taxonomy places the organism in Eukaryota, Metazoa, Mollusca, Gastropoda, Lymnaeidae. The record is from the annotation of a GenBank genome assembly.